Molecule: messenger RNA, 2337 nt
Organism: Sturnus vulgaris (Common starling)
Lineage: Eukaryota; Metazoa; Chordata; Aves; Passeriformes; Sturnidae
Gene: PANK2
Product: pantothenate kinase 2
Biological process (GO): coenzyme A biosynthetic process
Cellular component (GO): nucleus; cytosol
Molecular function (GO): pantothenate kinase activity; ATP binding
Source: RefSeq, a predicted model, not a curated record
GCGGGGCCGGAGCGGGGCCGGGCGGCCCAUGGGGCCGGGCCGCGCUGCCGAUGGAACCGCCGCGCAGUUGUGGCGAUGGCGCAGAGGACGAGAAGAAGCCGCGGCGGCGGGGCGGCGGUGCGGACGCCGGGCCCUCCCAGCUGCGGCGGCGGAGCAGCGGCGGCGCGGCGGGCGCGGACAGCGCGGCGGGUCCGCAGCCCCGCGAACGCGGCGGGUCCGUGAGCCGGCAGCGGCGGGACUCGGUCCGCAAGAACCGCCCGCUCUUUCCCUGGUUUGGCUUGGACAUCGGAGGGACCUUGGUCAAACUGGUUUAUUUUGAACCCAAAGACAUCACGGCCGAAGAGGAAGAGGAAGAAGUAGAAAACCUCAAAAGCAUCCGCAAAUACCUGACAUCCAACGUAGCCUAUGGCUCCACAGGCAUUCGGGAUGUGCACCUUGAGCUCAAGGACCUUACCCUGUGUGGACGUAAAGGCAAUCUGCACUUUAUACGCUUUCCUACUCAUGACAUGCCUGCUUUUAUCCAAAUGGGAAGCGAAAAGCAUUUCUCAAGCCUCCAUACUACCUUAUGUGCCACGGGAGGUGGAGCGUACAAAUUUGAGCAGGACUUUCGCACAAUGGGUGACCUUGAGCUUUGUAAGCUCGAUGAGCUGGAUUGCCUUGUUAAAGGAAUGCUGUACAUCGAUUCUGUGGGCUUCAAUGGACACUCAGAGUGUUACUAUUUCGAGAACCCCACGGAUGCUGAGAGGUGCCAGAAGCUCCCAUUCAACCUGGAGAAUCCCUAUCCUCUGCUUCUGGUGAACAUUGGCUCAGGGGUCAGCAUUUUGGCUGUCUAUUCCAAAGACAACUAUAAACGGGUAACAGGCACCAGCCUUGGAGGCGGAACCUUCUUUGGCCUCUGCUGCCUUCUGACAGGCUGCUCCACGUUCGAGGAGGCCCUGGAGAUGGCAUCCCAUGGGGACAGCACCAAGGUGGACAAACUGGUCAGGGACAUCUAUGGAGGAGACUACGAGCGCUUCGGGCUGCCAGGCUGGGCUGUGGCAUCCAGCUUUGGAAACAUGAUGAGCAAGGAGAAGAGGGAAUCUGUCAGCAAGGAGGACCUGGCCAGGGCCACUUUAAUCACCAUCACCAACAACAUCGGUUCCAUAGCACGGAUGUGUGCCCUUAACGAGAACAUCAACCGUGUGGUGUUCGUGGGCAACUUCCUUCGGAUCAACACCAUCUCCAUGAGGCUCCUGGCCUAUGCCCUGGACUACUGGUCAAAGGGACAGUUAAAAGCACUUUUCUUGGAACAUGAGGGUUACUUCGGUGCGGUCGGUGCUCUCCUGGGACUCCUGGACUCAGCCUGACUCUGCAGGAUCUGUGUUGGACCUCUGGAUUCAGGGCACUCCCUGAGCCACUGAGCCUGUGGUUUGGGAGUCACUGAGCCCGUGUUUCUUGUCACAGUCCCCACUGAGACUGUUCCACUGUGGUGGCCUGUGGGGACAGGUGUCUGUAGGAGUUGAAAUCAUCUGGGAUUACAGUGCAGGUUUGUUCCAAAGGGUGUGAUUGGAAUACACAGGCUGGAUAUUGGGGUGUAUGGGAAGGUCUGUGGGGCAUUUCAGUCACAUGGAAUUGCCCUUUCUAGGUAGUUUUACUCCAGGUUUAAUGAUGGUGACAAAGCAGAGCAGGAGCACUCUGCUCCUUCCAUUGGAAUCCCUUGGAGUCCCAGUACCCAGGUCACUUCUGUGUUCACAAUCUGAGGUUUUCCAUGUGCUGGAAAAUGGUCUGGGAAGGGGGAAAAGCAUCAGCACAGCCUGGUGUGUGCAACUAACUCCACUGGAUCCACACUGAGACACAGCUGUGCUGUCAGCCAGGCUUUAUUUAUCCCUGUUCCACAUGUCCUUAUCUCUGUCCUAGGGACGGAAGGUACAGCACAGCACGGAUCUGUGCCUCAGGGCGAGUCCCAUUUCAGCCUCCAGCACUCCUACACAGUCCUCAGCACCUUUGGGAUGGUGUCGGGGUGUCUGUCAGCCUCCAGCCUUGAAAUCUAUGGAGGAUGCAAAGGGAUAUUUGUUGUUUGUUUGCUCUCUGUUACCAAACUCCACCAAAGAGACACUUCCUUCAGUCACACUUGGAUCUCUGUAAUAUUCCAUGUUACAUUUAUUAAUGGCUACACUCCUGUCAUUUUGGGGGAAUUCUCCCCUUUCCCUGCAUGCUGUGCUUCCUCUUUUCCCUGUGCAUGCUGCCACACAGCCUGCAAGCAGGACACUGCUGUGUGGAGCCCCUGUGGAAGCUGCACCCUUGGGAUGAGGGGUUGGAAUGGAUCCUGCACGCUCAAUAAAUGCUCUCUAAAAGCAA